Messenger RNA from Ctenocephalides felis (cat flea), 1293 nucleotides. Its product is annotated as serine/threonine-protein kinase S6KL-like. The record is from RefSeq and is a predicted model, not a curated record. Gene Ontology annotation, molecular function: ATP binding; protein serine/threonine kinase activity. The transcript is spliced from 9 exons. NCBI's taxonomy places the organism in Eukaryota, Metazoa, Arthropoda, Insecta, Siphonaptera, Pulicidae. The coding region runs from base 48 to 1262 and encodes 404 amino acids. Gene Ontology annotation, biological process: protein phosphorylation.
AAAUUUCUCAAGUUCAUUUGCAUCUCUUCUCCUCAACAAUAUUUUAUAUGGGCAAUCUGAAUGACAAGCAUUCAGAUGUCAAAAAUUCGGAAUCGACUCCUAAAACAGUAAACACAACGAGGAAAUAUUUCAGCCAGCUAAGCCUGAACAGCCUUACAAACAGUUUCAGCAGGAAAUCUAAUAUCAGUGUACGUUCUGUUAAUACUGGAGAAAGAACAUAUACUUCUAGAUCUGUAUCAUUUUGGCCUAAAACCAGUGAGCUGCCUAAAAAUUUACAAGAAAGUAAAACCACAUGGCCUGUUCGUCGAAUUGAGGCAUUAUUUCUUCCUGAAUUUGCAUAUAAAGAAAGUUUAAUAAACUCAAAUUACAAAUUUAUUGAAUUCAUUUCUAAAGGUGCUUUUGGAGCUGUACAUAAGGUUAAGAAUAUUUUAGAUGGAACAGAAUACGCACUGAAAAUUUUAUCUAAAGCUAAAGUUAUAGAGGAAGCUAGUGUGCAACAAGUCAAGGACGAAGUUCGUAUACAAAGAUCUAUCGGUCAUCAUAAAUUUAUUGUGAAUUGCAUAUUGCAAUGGCAAGAUAAACAUCAUCUGUAUAUAGUUAGUAAUUAUAUUCCUGGUGGCGAAUUAUUCCAACUUUGUCAUAGAUUAAAGCAAUUUCCUGAAGAUCUUGUGAAAGUGUUAACAGCUGAGAUUGCAAUCGCCCUUGAUUUCUUGCAUAAUGCUGGUAUAAUAUACCGAGAUUUGAAAGCUGAAAAUGUUUUACUAGAUGCACUCGGUCAUAUUAAACUUAUUGACUUUGGAUUAUCCAAAUGGCUGAGUUUUGGUGAUAGGACAUACACUCGCUGUGGAACACCUCUUUAUAUGGCACCAGAAAUUUACACUGGCGAAGGCUAUGGGUAUGCAGUUGACUGGUGGUGUCUUGGUGUGCUCUGCUGUUACCUGAUGACUAAUGAGUACCCAAAGCUUCAAAUGGAAAAUGAAAUAGGCAGCGCCAAGGUAAUUCUUCCAACGUCGGUCGAAGUGCUGUCGCCAUCUGCCCAAGAUCUGCUUGGCCGACUGCUUGAAAUCAAUCCACGCUUUCGGUUAAGAUCAUUACUAAAUAUGCGUGGUAUUGCUUUUUUCAAAGGUUACUCAAUAGAUGAUGUUAUGAAUUUAAAGAUUGUGCCUUUGCGUCUAAUAGAGAUGGCUUUAAAUGAACCAUUUAUAAUAACAGAAAGUUCCCAAUGUACAGCGUUUGAUGGAUUUAGUUCAAGUCUUGUGUAGAUAUGAAUAAUAAAACUCUGUUUUUACUCGA